Messenger RNA from Phytophthora infestans T30-4, 762 nucleotides. RefSeq names its product adaptin-like protein. The record is from RefSeq and is a predicted model, not a curated record. Bases 1 to 762 code for a protein of 253 amino acids. Gene Ontology annotation, biological process: endocytosis. Lineage: Eukaryota; Oomycota; Peronosporomycetes; Peronosporales; Peronosporaceae. Gene Ontology annotation, cellular component: membrane; clathrin vesicle coat. The transcript has a single exon.
AUGACAGAAUCUGUAGACGCGUUCGAGUUGGAGCGCUCGUUGUUCAGCGAGAAGGGCGUGUGGCUCUACCAGGUUCCAGCAGGUCAAGUGACGAGUCUGGCGCCACGUGCUGAUGCGUGGGACCCGGAGCAUCCGUUUCUCACAGGGUCGGUGCGAGUCUUGCAAAAGGGCGACGCUUGCUUCGUUCAGCUCUUUGAACCUGUAGCAGAAGAUGCCGAGACUACUGCAACCCCCACACUGUUCGCUCAGUGCCCUUUGCAGAUAGCACGCGAGCUGUCACUAGACGUAUACGUACACGACUGCGUGGAUUCAUCACGCUACUUCAUGCUGCGUGUAGAGGACGAGCAGACCAAACGUCGCGCCUUCGUGGGCAUCGGCUUCCCAGACCGCACAGCGGCGUUCAACUUUAAGGCUACACUGCAGGACUACGCUAAGUACGCACUGAGGCAGCUGGAAGUGCAGUAUGAGACUGCAGAAGCCGAGACGUCGACAGGUGAACGAGUGUCCCCUAAGAAGGACUUGAGUCUGCCGCAAGGAGCAACGAUCCGGAUAAACCUCAAGACCAACGGCAUAGAAGAUGGAGAGAGAAGUACACGGCUUCGAAGCAGCGGUGAAAUGUGUGCAGUGAGUCCAGCCAAGGUGCCACUUAUCCCGCCACCACCAAGAGACUCACCUUCGUCGACGGUGAAGGUUCCAGCCAUUGCACCUCCACCCGCAGUGGCGGCGGAUGAUGAAGAUUGGGGAGACUUUACGUCAGCUUAG